AUGAAGACAGCACGUUCUACGCCGGCUCCGGCGCUUUCACCGCACCACCAGUACCGGCCCAACAAGUCCAGCACACCCCUCACAUCGCCACGUAUGCUGGCAUACUCCGUCGGCCAGCCAUAUCCACCCAACCUGCCGCCGGCAGCCACGAACUUCGCCGCACAAGAUGUAAACAGCUUGUCAAGCCCCAGCUACUUCGGCCUUGUCGUCGAGUCAACCAACGACCCGCGGGACUCGGCCGUCGUGCCUCGCGAGAACUGGAGCUCUCCCUCGUCCUCAGUCAAGUCGUAUUCCACGGCGAUACCGAAGCAGAUGAUGCCUCUGGACGCCAACCCCACCUAUGAAGCGUUCCGCCGCGGCGCCGACGCCAAUCACCUUGUGCGGUCCUUUUCCCUCGGCACACAAUUCGGCCCUAUUAAGACACCACCCGCUACCGCAGCCGCAAAUGUUGAUGCCAACCCCAGCACGACGGUAUCGACCUCCGCACCCCGGCCGCAAUUGACACGGCGGUCGACACAAGACAGUGGCCCGACCUCCCAUCCGGUGACCAUCCCGCCUCCCGGUGCUUCCAGUGCCAUGCCCCUUUUCCGCCCAACCUUUCAACAAAGAAGCAGCCACGAAGCGUCUAAGCGAGUGGGCGCACAGAUGGAAGUGGAUGGCGACGCGGACAGCAUGCACGACUCCGCGUAUAUGUCUUCGGAUUCAAAGAGAAAUUCUGAGGCAUCCAUUGACCCGCGUCCCAUUUUCAAUGCGCCCCGGUUUGAGUCGCCAGUCCAGCUUGAGGCCGCUCUAGAGUUGAAACCGCCUCCAGAUGCUCAUCGGCAACCACCACCUCACUUCCCUUUGACGAUGGGCCGGCUCAGUAUGUCUGCGGCGCGGAAGGGUAGCAUGGGCGUCGGUCCUACGCCACUGCGUGCAGAGACCGCUCCUCCGACUGGGGAGGCGGCACACGGCAUGAUGGAUGUGCAGCAGCUCAAAGAAAUCCUCGAGCUCGACGCAGUUUCGAGCCCCACCGGCGACUCGAACAAGCGGCUGCUUCUGCUCGACGUCCGCGUAGCAACAUACUACGCUACCUCUCGCAUCCACGGCGCGCUCAACAUGUGCAUCCCGACAACGCUGCUUAAGCGUGCUACCUUCACCUUGCAAAAGAUGCAGCUCACCUUUGCCAAAGACGAGGACCAGGCUAGCUUCGCCGCGUGGCGCGACGCAGCCUACCUUGUCGUCUACGACAACAACUCGGCCGAGAAGCGCGAUGCCGUGGCAGCCAUGAACAUGCUUCGCAAGUUCACUAAUGAGGGCUUCAAGGGCCAGGCAUUCGUCCUCCGCGGCGGCUUCGCUGCGUUUGAAGAGGCCUACCCCAACUGGGUCGACCGCGACACCCCGGCAUCUCCUCCGUCUGGGCGGUCUGCACUGUCGCUGGAUUCCUCUGGUCCCCGGAAGCUGUCGAUUGCACCUAUCCUGGGCGGUGUCAUGCUCCCCGGUGUCACGUCGAACACGAACCCUUUUUUCUCCAAUAUCCGCCAGAAUAUGGACCUUGCCGACGGUGUUGGCCGUAUCGAGCUGACGCUGCCUCCGGGAACGGCAAUUCAAGCCCUCCCCGCCUGGCUACGCACCGCCGCUGACCCGGCAGACCACGGCCAGCGCGUUUCUCAGAAAUUCCUCGACAUUGAAGUGGCUGAGCAGGCGCGCAUGAAGGACGCCUACGGUGUCAUUCAGCAGUCUAUGAACGGCGCCAACCGCUGUGCUCCACAAGUCCAGAUCUCCGGUGUCGAAAAGGGUGUCAAGAAUCGGUACAAGGACAUCCUGCCAUUUGACCACUCACGUGUUCGCCUGCAAGGACGGGCAGCCGGCGAAUGCGACUAUGUCAAUGCUAGCCACCUGCGUGCCAGCCGCUCCAAUAAGCGUUACAUUGCAACCCAAGCACCGCUGCCGGCCACUUUUUCGGACUUUUGGUCUAUGAUCUGGGACGAGGAUGUCCGCGUUAUCGUCAUGCUCACGGCCGAAACGGAAGGUGGUCAGGUCAAGUGCCACCCAUACUGGAAGAACAGUGAGUACGGCCAGCUCACGCUCCGUCUGUUGAGCGAAAAGAAGGUGUCUCUCGAAGUUGACAAGCACCGUCCGAACGCGACCGCCUCGAACAGCGAUGUACCCUUGGCCGAAUCCGGGAGACGUCGUGCGCAGACUUUGAUUUCUGCAGAGAGCAACGACGGCGGUGCCGGAUCGUCUGGGUCAUUCUUUGGCCAGGCCAACGCCGCGAGCAGCAAUGAGGCACCUUUCGUACACGUCCGCAAGUUUGCGCUCAGCCACCGCGGCCACGCGUUCUCGCCCAUGCGUGAGGUGACUCAGCUUCACUACCCGUCGUGGCCCGACUUUGGCACACCGGCGAAGCCCAGCCACCUUCUGGCUCUCGUCGAACUGGCCAAUGCCAACCAGCACGCGGUUUCAUCGCCUGUGGACAUCCCGCAGGGUAUGACGAAGUCGACGUCCAUGUCUGCCGUUCAGGCAGCAGCUGGUGGUCGUGUAUCGGGCAUGAACAAAAUCGACAGCCUGCUGUCGCCGUGGCACGACGGACCAGAAACCAACCCGGCGCCGCGGCCCAUGCUGGUGCACUGCUCCGCUGGCUGUGGACGCACCGGUGCCUUUUGCACCGUCGACUCCGUGAUAGACAUGCUCAAGCGCCAGCACCAGCGUUCUAUUCGGCGGGCUACUGCUGCGUCCGGUCUGUUUUCGCAGCAGCACCACCCUGACCGUCGCGAAAGCAACACUGAGCCCAACGAGGUCAUUGGUGACGACAUUGUUAUGAGCGAUGACGAGGGUGAUUACCACGACUUCGGUUCGCUCAACACGCCAGUUCGCGACGCUGACAAGGGCUUCGACCCAGUUUGGCUCGACAGCGACCAGGUUGACCUUGUGGCUGGCACUGUCGAGGACUUCCGCUCGCAGCGCCUCAGCAUGGUCCAGAGCCUGCGCCAGUAUGUGCUAUGCUACGAGACCAUUGCGGAGUGGGUGACCAAGACGCAGGAGCGUCGCGGUGCCGGUAUUCGCGGCCUUGGCCGUGCUCGUAGCGAGAGCCUGCGCAUGACUCUGAGUUAA
Molecule: messenger RNA, 3093 nt
Organism: Sporothrix schenckii 1099-18
Lineage: Eukaryota; Fungi; Ascomycota; Sordariomycetes; Ophiostomatales; Ophiostomataceae
Product: protein-tyrosine phosphatase
Exons: 1
Coding region: 1-3093 (1030 amino acids)
Biological process (GO): protein dephosphorylation
Molecular function (GO): protein tyrosine phosphatase activity
Source: RefSeq, a predicted model, not a curated record